Priapulus caudatus is the source of this 2026-nucleotide messenger RNA. Its product is annotated as methyltransferase-like protein 13. Bases 55 to 1704 code for a protein of 549 amino acids. The record is from RefSeq and is a predicted model, not a curated record. NCBI's taxonomy places the organism in Eukaryota, Metazoa, Priapulida, Priapulimorpha, Priapulimorphida, Priapulidae. The transcript is spliced from 11 exons.
UACGAAGACGGCCGCUUCUCUGUCGUGCUGGACAAGGGCACGCUGGACGCGCUGAUGACCGACGGCAGCGAGGCGGUGCGGCGCCGCGUCGACGCCAUGUUCGGCGAGAUCUCGCGCGUGCUGCGCGUCGGCGGACGCUACGUCUGCAUCUCGCUCGCGCAGGAGCACAUUCUCGCGAAGGUGCUCGACUAUUUUCCCAGCCGGGGCUGGAUGGUUAGGGUACAUAAGCUUACUGAUGCCGAUGAGGAUAAGGAGCAGACUAGCUACUUUCCAGUGUUCGUGUUUGUAUUCACAAAGUUUAAGAAGAUGGCAAACAUGACAAAGGUGCUUGAGAUGUGCAUGUACGACGACGACAAGGUGACGCGCGUUGCGGACGAGGGAGAGAUCGUAGCAGCGGUGCAUGAGCUGCAGCAGUAUGCUCUCGUCAGGCAGCAGCUACACACGAGGAGUCACGUUGGGGAGCAGAUGUCGCUGCAGCUGCACGCCGCUGCCUCCGCGCAGACGCCGCGAUACACGCUGCACGUCGUCGACCGACCAGUCGCCGCCGGCGACGCGGCGUUCGCAAUAUUCAUCGUGCCCCAGGGAAGAGCGACGGAGUGGAUGUUCGGCAGCGAUGCAGGCCGGCUACAGCUCGCGAAGCAGUGCGGCUUCCGGCGCGUCAUUGUCACGACGCUGCACCGCGACCAGCACUACGAGGGACUCGAGGCGAUCAAGGCAGAGCUCUCGGCUAAAGUGCUGGAGCUCGCACCCGCGGGAAUGCCUGCCAAUACUCAGGUUCCGUUCCUGUCCGUCGGUGCCGACAUUGGACGCCGCACCACAGUUCAUCAAGGUCACAGCGAGCUCAGCGGCGAUUUUGUCGUCGAGGACGUGGAAACGGAUGCGGGACUGUUCAGACGACUCGUGUUUCUUAGCAACCAGAACGUCGUUCAGUCGGAGGCCAAGCUUGUAGCCGUCAGCAAGAAUAACAAGAAAAAGAGAAAGAGUAGUGGCAAGCUGUCUAUUGAUACCAGCUAUCUGUCUUGCCAGCAUCAUCACUACAUGGUUUCUGGAAUCGCUUUCGUUGACGCAAUUAGCGCAGAUGAGAAAAUGGAAGCGGUUGUCGUAGGUUUGGGAGGAGGAGCGCUAGCUAUGUAUCUACAGCAAUAUUGCGAGGUGGCAGUUGAAGCUGUAGAACUGGAUCCAACCAUACUGGACGUAGCAGUCAGAUUUUAUGGCUUUACAAUGAGUGAAACCCUUAGGGUUGAAGUCUGUGAUGGCUUGGAUUACAUCCGGAAAUUAUCUAAGGAAGGCUCAAAGAAACACAUGGUGCUUUUGGAUGUCGACAGUAAAGACUCAUCGGUCGGCAUGAGCUGCCCACCGGCCUCAUUCGUCGAGCGAGAGUUUCUUCAGACUAUCUACAACGUCUUGCACGCAAAGAAUGGCGUGCUCGUGCUGAAUCUCGUCUGCAGGGAGGAAGCCCUGCGCAGCCUCCUCAUCGAGACGGUGAGCGCGAUCUUCCCGCUCGUCUACACUGCGCGCGUCCCCGAGGAAGUCAACGAGAUCGUGUACGCGUGCCGGCGUGACGCCGCGACGACGCAGCGGCCGCUUCCCGCCGCGCUCGAGCGAGUGAACGCCGCCGCGACGCGUAAUGGAGCGCGGGAGAAGCUGACGGACGUCGCGGAGCUGCUGGAUAAUCUGACGCUUCACGGUGCGCGCGCGACGUGACGCGGCGGCGGCGUCGUCGCACGAGGGCCUCGGUGUAGCCCUGUUCACCGGCCACCUGACUGACGUCUGUGUAGAUGUCCAGUGUGAUCGAGAGAGUGUGGAAAAGUGCCGAAAAAAGAUCCAGACGUGGUUCCAGAUCGAGAUUCGGAUCUGUAUCGAGACUCGGAUCCAGAUUCAGAUUGAAAUCCAGAUCCAGGUCCAAAUCUAGAUCCAGAUUCAGAUCCAGUUCCAGACCCAGCUUGAGAUCCUAAUCCAGAUCCAGUUCCAGAUCUAGGUCCAGAGCCCUCAAAUCAUGUAGAAUAAAUGUUUUAUAACUAUCGGG